Messenger RNA from Exophiala oligosperma, 3546 nucleotides. RefSeq lists its product as uncharacterized. The record is from RefSeq and is a predicted model, not a curated record. Gene Ontology annotation, cellular component: replication fork protection complex. Gene Ontology annotation, biological process: DNA repair; DNA replication checkpoint signaling; replication fork arrest. Gene Ontology annotation, molecular function: DNA binding. Lineage: Eukaryota; Fungi; Ascomycota; Eurotiomycetes; Chaetothyriales; Herpotrichiellaceae. The coding region runs from base 1 to 3546 and encodes 1181 amino acids. The transcript is spliced from 2 exons.
AUGGAGGAAGAUAAUCCUUUCAGCAAGGCUCAAACAGUUCAUCCAGAAGUUCGAGCGUAUGUUUACAGUCUGGUCAAUGCUCUUGGUGGAAGCAGCACCGACGAUGACGGUCGCUACGUGCUCGGUGACGAUGCGCUUGCCUGCUUGCGCGAUUUGAAGCGCUGGCUCAAGUUCUAUGACGAGAAAAACAACCGCCUAGACGUGGCACGAUGUCUCGCAGAAGCCCACCUUGUUGGAGGAGAUCUCAUACCAGUCCUUGCCUCGUGGCCCGACGAUGGCAAGGCCAACAAAUUGAAGGCAAGAGUUGCACUGGCAUGUCUGGAAUUGCUGGUACCAUUGACCUGGCCGUUGGAAACAGGAGGAGAAAUGACUGCGAACCACCAUCGGCAUACACCAUAUCUCCAACAGGCUCAGGUGUUAUACAAGGCUGGCAUUCUCGGCUGCGAUACUAGUAGUAUCCUUCGCCAGGUCAUACGUAUAGGUUUGCCUUCGAUUGCUGUUGCUAGAGACGAGAGGACAAGUCGAGACGAUGGUAUCCUCAAACUCAUGCUUUAUUUCUUAAGAAAUCUAGCAGUCAUCCAACAGCUCCCGAAUCUGCCAAGUCAGGGUCUGGAUUCAGAAGUCUCUCGCUCUGCAACAAUAGAGGCGUUUCGUGAUCAGGAUGUGUUUGCCCUUCUUUUGACAAUCUGUUCGAACAUGGGCGAAGACUUCAACCUUCAGGAUGUAAUCGUGCUAGACAUCAUCUUCAACCUCAUUAAAGGCGUCGAUCCGAAGCGAUUGUGGAUGACAGAACAAGAGCGAAAGGGUCACGGCAUCACUGAGCUAGGAGCAGCAUUGGCGCUCGAAGAUAGCCAAACAAGAGGCGCAAAACGACACCAAUGGAGUCGACACGGCCGGUUUGGUACCAUGAUCUGGGUUAAGCGUGAGGAUCAAAAAAUGUCUGCUGUUUCUGGGCAGGACAAUCUGAAGAAUGACCAGCAAGCCUUCUUCAACAUGGACAAAUCGAAGAAGUGGAACAAACCACAGCAGAAACGCAAAGACAUUGAACACACUAUCCAUGAUUUCGAUCAUACCACUCGACUUACAGACUCAGCUGCCGAAAAGCUUCGCAACUUUGUCGAGGAAUUUCUAGAUUCCGGCUUCAAUCCAUUCUUUACUCAUCUCAGAAAAGCUAUCGAGAGGGAAGCAGAACGUCUCACAGAUGUCAACUACCGCCAAUUCUUCUACACCGUGGCAUGGUUCCUCGAUGCGGAACGAAGCCGUAGAGAGAGACAGAAGAAGGAAAACAAGCCCGACAAGGUCCGCACAGAUUUCGAAGAUGAGAGCUAUUCGCUUGUGGCAGCUGUGCUGAACCAGGAAACAUUCAUUAUGCUUAAUCGCUUCAUGCAACUCUCUCUGGACAACAAAGAAGCUCAGGAUCUCAACGCAAGCAUGCGCUGCUUUACGCAAAUUCUUCUUACCGUUCAGGAAAUGGCACAGAGUCCAGUUGAAGAAGACCAAGAGAUUGCCGACAACAUCCAGAAUCGAAUAUUCUACGAAGAGACAACACAUGACAGAAUUGUCAGAAUCCUGCGAGAAUAUAAGGAUCAAGGGUUUGGAUACCUUGACGCCUGCACUGAGCUAUCUCACGUAUUCCUCCGGAUGUUGGAGAGAUACUCCAAAGAAAACGUUGACUUACAGAUACGAUCCAGACGUAGGGCCAAGAAGAAGCAUAAAGAAGUCCAAAGACAAGCGGCGCAGACUGGGGCUGAUCUAGGUGCGGAAGACGAAAACUCAGAAAAUGAAGAUAUAGCAGAUGUGGUUCAAGUCGCCAAAGAACGCAAGUUCGACUUCCAUCGGUUCGCAGCGAAGUUUUCCACCCAAGCAUCAGUCAAUACCUUUGUUGCCUUAACGGCAUUCUACAAGGAUCUCAGCACUGAACAACUUAAGAGGGCGCAUCGUUUCUUUUAUCGAGUGGCCUUCAAGCAGGAUUUGGGUCUGCUGCUUUAUCGCGUCGAUAUCAUUGCAUUGUUUUACAAGAUGAUGAAUGGCCCCGAUGGUCUCGAAUCAAAGCACCCCAUGUUCAAGGAAUGGUCAGAAUUUACGAAACAGCUAUUCAGAAAGAUGUUCAAAAAGAUUGAGCAACGACCCGAGUUAAUUGUCGAGAUGCUCUUCAGCAAAAUAAACUCGACACUACAUUAUCUAGAAUUCGGGCAAGAGAAGCAGACAAUUCCAGCAACUCGCGCCCCGGCAGACUUAGAGAUCCGACCCGCCCUCGGGAGAGAUGUCAAAGAGCAGAUUGGAAUCGUCGUGACUGUCUUGCUGAAAGAUGGAAAAGAUGAUCUUAUUCAAUGGGUCAAACACGUGCUUGGAAAGGCACAUGACGAGAGACAUGCAUGGGAAGCAGAGGCAGAAGCCCGUAAGGGAGGGUCCACCGAACCUGCUGAGGAGCAGCCUGAGGCUCCUUCUGGGGAAGUUAACAUCGGUCAGCCACCUAUCGUUACUGUCCGCCCAGCCUCUGAAGAUAUCAAAACAGCCAUGUUCAAGAAUGGACGGCUACGAUUGUUAAUGACUCUUGUCGGCUUCGAACGACUUGGAGAUGAAGAUGUGCUCGGCGCAACGUGGAUUAUACCGUCGAGUGUGAACUCACAGGGUUUGGCAGAGUCGAAAGAAGCUAUUGUACAUUACGAGCAAAUGCCCUGGCAAGCAGAAAAUGCACAUGAAGAUGCCGAGGACAUGAUACGUAGGAAAGCUAAAGCCAGGAAAGGCAAUGAGGAUGACGAGGAAGCUCCCCGCGAUACCUUUAUCGACGAUUCGGAGGGCGAAGAAGAAUUUUUGUUCCCUGACAACCCUCGCAAGAAGAGGUCUAAGGACAUUCUGAAAGAGCUUAAAGCGAGUCGGAAGAGAAAGCGCGGGUCGGAUGAUGAUGAUGAUGAAGACGAGCUCGACGAAGAAGCUGCAGCACGGAGAAGAGCUGCUCGUGAAGCCGCUGCCAGGGAAAGACGACUCAAGAUCAAGAGCGAGGCUUAUAUCAGAGACAGCGAUGAUGAAAGUGACGUGGAGAGAGACCGAAUCUUUUUCGAGCGUGAGGAGGAGUUGCGCAAGAAGACGGCGGAAGAUCACCUUCGCAAACAAGCGGCGUUCGUCAAUGAGCAAUCCACCAAAGCCAAGGGCAAAGGCAAACGCAAGGUAACGAUACCUACGUUGCCACAAACCCAGGGAACCACACAAGAGAGCGACGAUGAUAUUUUGAUGGGUGGUAUGGACGAUGAGCCCGACCAAACCGCAUCUUCGCAGCCUCAGAGGAGGUCUGAUACCGAAGCUGAAAGUGAGGAAGAAGAAACGCCUCUGUCAUCGCAGAGUUCCGCGACAGUUAAAGGCGUCGGGCUUCAAAAGAGUGUCCUUCAGGAGAUAUCACAACCAAGGGCAACUUCAAGAGCUGCUUCAGCAAAGGUUGGUGGCGGCAGUCUGGACGAUGAGAGCGAUGUUGAUGAGGAGAUUGUUCCAGCUGGAAGACAACAGAGGGUUAGGGGUGGUUUUAUUAUCGACAGCGACGAUGAUGAGUAG